This is a messenger RNA of Camellia sinensis, 805 nucleotides long. RefSeq names its product late embryogenesis abundant protein At5g17165. NCBI's taxonomy places the organism in Eukaryota, Viridiplantae, Streptophyta, Magnoliopsida, Ericales, Theaceae. The record is from RefSeq and is a predicted model, not a curated record.
AUUCGACUCACCAAUUCCAAUCCACCUCCUUUUUCUUUCUAAGUGUACUGUAUUUCACUCUCUUUCUCUCUCUUUACUCUCCACUCUCUCUCUUAUAUCGAAGCUCUAUUGUAUGGCCGCCCAUUUGCAGAGUAGGGGACUCGUGGGCUUCGGUAAGCGAUUCAUCAACCAGAUCCGCGCUGGGAGCUCUCGCGAUCCCUCUCACUCUCCCUCCCUCGCUUUCAGGAGGGCCGUGCACGCGUCAGUAUACGACAAGAACAUCGACGAGCAAAUCCUGCCAACCAUUGUUCCGGACGAUGUAGUCCAGCCUGAAUCCGACAAGUACUGGGCUCCGCACCCGCAAACUGGGGUAUUCGGCCCAGCCACUGAUCAGGACCCAGCUGCAGGUGGGGAACGUGGGUUCCACUCGACUGCGAAUGGUGGCGUGGGAGGAUUUGGAUAAGCCCAUUGAGGAGUAAGAGAAUCCCAAUCAAGGAUUAGUCUGUCCUCUGAUAUAGAUAAUAUCAGAAUAGAGGACGGCUAAGUAUUCCCAUAAUACUUAUACAAUAAGUUUAAGAGUGCAGUAGAAAUACCACCUGGUUUUUUAUAUGUUUAUAGACUAUAAUAGCUAAGAAAUCUGGGAUAUAUAUAUAUAUAUAUAUGCAAGUAUUGUGUAAUAGUAAGGUUAUGUAUUUAUGGACGCAUGGUAUGUCAUGCACUGUGGUUUGCUUUUUUGCUAUAAAAACACUUGGUUACAUCUACUAUAUUGUCUCCCUUUUUUUUCUUUUUUGUUUUUAUAUAGUUUCUGCAUAACUUUAGAGGUUCA